CGUGGGCGCUCUCUCUUGUUUAGUGGCGCGCUGUGAACAAUUCGGUACCCGUGCCGCUCUGCACAACACCCCUUCCUCGAUCACCUUCAUCCGCCGGCCCGAAUCAAAACUUCGGGCCGAUUCCGGCGCGCAGCGGAACACGACAUCCCCCCCACGGGCCCACCGCGCUUAAGGGGUAGGAUCUCUCUCUCUCUCUCUCUCUCUCUCUCUCUCUCUCUCUCUCUCUCUCUCGUGCGCGCACGCGGUUAGCCACGUGGCGGGCCAUUUUUCUUUUGUUUUUUUCAUAGGAGAUGGCUAUGGCGGGAUCUUUGUCACGUUGUUUGGCGGAGGAGGAGCGGGAGGAGGAGCGGGAGGAGCGGGAGGAGCGGGAGGAAUGGGAAAAGGAGCGGGAAAAGGAGGAGUGGGAGGAGGAGCGGGAGGCUGGGAGCAGGUGCGGGAGAAGGAGCGGGAGGGGAAAUGCGAAGGGGCGAAGGAGCCGCGGGAGGAGGAGCUGGAAAAGGAGCAGCAGGGGAAACGGGGAGGGGGUUAGGAGCGGAAGAAGGAGCACGAGGACAAACGAGAAGGGGCGUAGGAGGCCCGGGAGGAGGGGUGGUAGAAGGAGCGGGAGGAGGAGCGGGAGGGGAAAUGGGGAGGGGGUUAACGAACGCACGGGGGGCGGAGGAGGGGGAGGAGAUAUAGGUGGAGGAGGAGGAGAAGUGGGAGGAGCACGAGGACGAGCGGGAGAAGGAGCGGGAGGAGGAAUGGGGGAAAGAGCAGGGGAAGCAGCGGGAGAAGGAGAAGCAGCACCCGAAGCGUCGGGAUCGCAAGGGUGGGGGAGGAGGGGGCAGCUGGAUUGAGGAAGAAAGAAAGGGUGGGAGUCGGGGGGAGAAGCGGGAGUCG
Molecule: messenger RNA, 879 nt
Organism: Chara braunii
Lineage: Eukaryota; Viridiplantae; Streptophyta; Charophyceae; Charales; Characeae
Source: the annotation of a GenBank genome assembly